Cydia amplana is the source of this 6327-nucleotide messenger RNA. RefSeq names its product cilia- and flagella-associated protein 44. The record is from RefSeq and is a predicted model, not a curated record. Bases 1 to 6327 code for a protein of 2108 amino acids. The transcript has 42 exons. Gene Ontology annotation, molecular function: protein binding. Lineage: Eukaryota; Metazoa; Arthropoda; Insecta; Lepidoptera; Tortricidae.
AUGGCUGAUGACGAAGAAUUACCCGCUUACGCCGACUGUACCUACAAUAUUAUUGUUUCUAUCGCAGACGGGGAAGAAGAAGAAGGGGGAUAUUUUGAGCCGGAAGAUGAACACGUAGAAGAAGAAUCCAUACUCACAGAGUACGACCAGGAUGAUUUCUUCUCUGGGGCGGUCAAUUCACCAGACUCCACUAUACCUCUUGAUUUAUUCGAGUUUGAACAUUCUUACGGCUACGACUGCCAUAAGUACUUCAAUCUGUGCGCGUGCGAUGAAACGGUAGUUUGCUGGGCGGCUGGCAGCAUCGUCACGUUUCUGGACGUCGAAACUAAGCAGACCUGGUUCCGAAGGAGCACAACUGGCGGCUCUAUUGGACAUAUGACCAGUUACAGAACGGACCCCAACUACCGACUAGCCAUAGCCGAAGGCAAGGAGGGCGACCGGGAGCCCCUGAUCCUGCUCUACUUCUGGCCGCAGAUGGAGAUCGACGCCGUCCUACGCGACGGCACCACUAACGCAUACUCUAUACUCGACUUUAGUCCCGACGGUGAACUUCUAGCAUCAGUAGGCAAGGAACCGGACUACAACAUCACUAUAUGGAACUGGAAGCGACACAAAAUUCUGCUGCGCACGAGCGCGUUCACUUUCGACGUGAAUGCAGUCAAGUUCUCGCCAUAUUGCCCGGGACAGCUGACCACUGCAGGUGCUGCACACAUCAAAUUUUGGAAAAUGGCUCGCACAUUUACCGGACUAAAGUUGAAAGGAGAACUUGGUAGGUUCGGUAAAACUGAGAUUUGCGACGUGCUGGGAGUAUAUCCUAUGCCCGAUGAGAAGGUACUCUCGGGCUGCGAAUGGGGCAACGUUCUGGUCUGGGAGGCUGGGCUCGUCAAAGUAGAAGUGACUAAACGUGGCAGGAAAACGUGUCACAAGGCACCAAUCAUCCAAUUCAUGUUGAGCCCAGCAGGGGACGAGGUAACCACUAUAGCGCGCGACGGUUGCAUCCGCGCAUGGUACUGGGACACGGUGGAGCAGGCAGACCCGCCUGAAGACGACCCUUACGUGGAGCUCAACCCCGUAGCGGAAACUUGCGUGCCUGGGUGCCAAAUAAUGUGUCUGAAACAACAGAAAGACUUUUAUUGGUACGCUCAAGACGGCAACGGCGGCGUAUGGUGUGUGGACACAGAAAUCGAUAAGAUAGAAUGCGCACACCGAAAGGUAUACACGAGUCACGCGGGAGGCGUCGUGGCUAUGGCGGCGCUCCGUGGUUACCCUGUUCUUGUGACGGCUGGAAAUGAUGGCGCCCUACACGCCUACAGCACGGAGACCCAUACACUGCUAGCCAGAUACGUCUUUCUGAAGCCUGUGACCUGCAUGUUCUAUCCUCCCAUCGAUGUGGACCCAACAUCCCGGAUAAUCAUGCUGGGUUUCGAAGACGGCAUCAUGCGCACGCUGCUGCUGCACCCGGAGCGAUUACAGGCCAUCACCAGCCCCCUUAGCAUCGACGUGCAUUCCUCUCUCACCAUACACAGUGACACCUCGCUGCACCCUGACGUCAUCGACUUGAUCUCGCUGCUAAAACCGCAUUCGAAAGCCAUAAAUCAGAUAUCGAUAAAUAACCAGCGGACGUUAUUGGUGACUUGCUCUAAGGAAGAGACUAUAUUUAUGUACAAACUCAAUCUGAGCACGCCGUUCACUCUCGAAAGACUGGGGCUCAUCAAGACACCGAACAAUAUUGUGUAUAUGACUUGGAAACCAGAAGAGGAGUACGUGCUGCUGCUCUGCGGUCAAGUGGGAUUUAUUAUGGAAGCUGUGCUUCCGCAGGUCCAAGUGCGAAAAUACACAGAAAUUACCACAUUCAAACUGGAUUUUGUUUCCUAUAAGGAGAUUCUCGUGAAGAAGCAAUAUAUGCGCCAUCGCCCUUUCCCCGAGGAAGACGAUCUAGCCAGCAUCGACGAAGAGGCUCUGAAGGCGAAGGACGAAAGCGGAGGCAAGGACGACGAAGAGGAAGCGUGGAUUGGGGAAGUACAGCUAAUGGAAAGCGAAAGCAUGCUAGGAACCACUAUCACCUGGGCCGAGUACUGCGCCGAAGGUAUAUGGGUAGUUCAGAAGGGGACCGGUGCGUUGUUGCUGGUGAAGCCCGGUGGGAAUAAGAUCCUGAAAUACGGCCCUAUACCAGGCGCUUGGUGUGACGACAUCACGGCGUUGCAGUUUGUCUGCGAUCAUCGUUACCUGAUAAUAGGAACAAAUACAGGGUACAUUCGAGUGCUAAGAAUGCCGACUGAGGAGGAAGAUUCGGAUGAGCACCAUUACAUGACGUGGUUCACCGCUAUGCAGAGCCUGCUUAAGGAACUUAAAGGCCGGCGUUUGGCUAAAGAAGAGCCACAACCCACGCCACGCAUCGACUUCAUAGAUAAUUACUAUCUGCCGAUGCAUAAUCAGUACACUGGAGCCAUCACCUGUCUCGCCUUUAGUUCGGACGGAGAACGAUUUUACACUUGCGGUGCUGAUGGCAACAUUUUCUCCUACAAGAUCAACUUCUCCGAACCACUGAUGCCAACACCAGAAUUACCACCUGUUCCAGAGAUGCCGAAACCCGAGAAAGUAAGGGAGCCAAGCACCGUCGACGGUGAACUGAUGUCGCAUGAGCAGCUGAAGCAGAAAGAGGAAUACGACAAGAUGAUGGCGAUCGCCAACGCACACAAGAAACGAGUGCGGGACCAGCUGGCUGAACUCGCGUUUGAGUACAGCAAGCUCAUCAAGGCUAACAAGCUCCUACCAGUAUCACAACAAAUCGACGUCACUCUGGACCCGAGGCCCCUAGUUGUGCAGGAGAACGAACUAGAAGCAGCUAAAGCCCUGACCAUCAGAAAAAUGGCGCACCAACUAGAAGCUUCGGACCUGGCUUAUAAGAAGAUGCACUCGCGAAACAUCAUACAGUUGGACGUCUUUCCCUUUAUUUUGAAGGCCAUCAGAGACCCUGAAGUCAUUAUAAGACCGCUGAGGCAGAAGAAUUUGUCUGCAGAUUUUUUCGCGCAACUCGAAGAAGUCUAUAAGAUGAUGGCUGAAGCUGCUUUGCGGGGAAGGCGAACAGAGUCAGUAUCCCGCCGCGCUGCUACCCGUCGGCAGUCGAUGGCAAAGCCAAGAGUGGCUUCGUUCCUUCUCGGCUUGCCUCCAAAAUACCCGCAUCCACUGAAGAAGGCGCUACGGAACUAUCACCAGCGCUUGAAUAGACAUCACCUUCAGUUUGUCGAAUGGCAAACCCAUCUUUCCCGCAAGCCCGAUCCAAACGCCUUGCCCCCAGGGGCAGAAGCUGCUCUAAAGGAAGCGGAGGCAACAAUCGGCAACCGAGUGUUAAAGACUCAUCCCGACUAUGUGGCGCCUCCGGGACAUAAUACUCAGUUACGUGUAUGUCUGCUUAGAAAAGAGAUACACGACACCAAGCACGCGUUCAACGAAAAAGUGGUAGAGUUGCGUGACCACAAGGUACAUCUUGUGAAUUACAUGAAGCAAAUCGGCGAGCGGCUGGCUGAAAUAAGACUCGAAAUCCCACAGAAGAUGGUGCGCCCUCCACCCGCCAUUCCCGAUAUUGAUGAACAGCUGGAGUUUCCUGAGAAGAAUUUAGAGGUAAAACCAGAAGUAAAACUCCCCGCAGCCAGAGAAAGGACCAAGUCUAGAGCUAUGUCAAUAGGUCCCUCCUUAACCUACCCGCAACCUCGAAUUCGUCAGCCAAGAGUUGCCAGAUUCAUUCCUCUUUCCGAAUCACGCCCUCUCGCAGCAUCUUGGGAACUGUUGAAAGCAAGACAAGAUAUGGAGUCUACACCGAUGGAGGUGGAAAUAAGGGAAAGGCGCAUCGAAAGGCACCUGUACGAGCAAGAUAUGCUGCUCGCAGACGCAGAGGCCGCUGUCCAGAAGUACGACUCUCGUCUAAGACAGCUGCAGCGCGAACGAAUCAGGGUCCAGGAAAAGAACCAACUCCUGGAGCUGACAUUGUGCCAGCUCCACAGGGAGAUGAAUGUGCUCAACCGGUUUGAGGCACAUGAGGAUAGGUUGGCUGAGAGGGUCUACGUUAAACUGAUGCAGGUACGUGCCGUCCAGGAAAUGAUAAAGGAUUGCGAGCAACGUAUAGAAGAGCAUUUUGCCGAGAAGGAGAACCUAGAUGUACUCUGCCAAGAGCUACAGAGGCAGUUCAAGAAACUGGUCCAGGAUAAUAAGUUCGCAGAUUUUCUGAGAAGAAUCUUCAAGAAGAAGUAUCGUCCGCCGCGGGAUAGGGGUGAUGAUGAAUCCGAAUCGGAAUCUGAGUCGUCGUCCUCAAGCGAGGAGGAUGACGAGGGCAGUUUGGACAGCCGCGACAUCGGACCCAUCCGACUGGACCCCAACGUGUGCCCCGAGGGCUGCGACCCAGAUAUGUACGAGAAGACCUAUGAACUGAGGACCACCAGACACAGGCAUGAACAAGACAUGAUAGAGCAGGACCACUUAGUGGAAAUACUGCGAAAGGACAUCGACGCCCACAACAAAGUGAAGCGCAAGCUAUCUGUGCAGCUAGAUAAAAGGAAGAGCGAACUGAGAGAGUUUAUGUUGGAAAAACAAAGCUGCAUGAACGAAGUCGACCAAGUGGUGAUCCUCCGCUACGACCAGAUCAGGGCUGCUGCUCUUCAAGGCUGCUCGACUCCUGAGGGCCUGUCCAAUACUGUCGUGUUUCCCGAAGCCACUCUCAUGAGGCUGAGGAAUAGGGUGUUGGAGCUACAGGACGAGAUCAAGCUGCAGAGGCAGAGGCAGAAAGUGAACCGCACACAUCUAUUCCGCAUGAACAUCGACAUGAAAGCCAUGGAGUCCCAAGCGGAAGCCAUGAGGGCCGAGAUGCGCGAGGUUCUCACGCACAAGUUGGGUAAACCACGCAAAGUGGACAAGACGCUAGAUGACCUGCUGCGCCAGAUGGCCAGGAGGCACAAAUUCAGUGCUACGUUGGGGACCAUCACUCAGGUUCUGCAGCAGCUGAGGAAUUGGAGGGACCGUCACAGCAACCUGGAGAAAAAUUAUCUAACGGUGAUGAACGAAUACUCGGACCGUCUGCGAAAAGCGGCAGCGUUGCAGAGCAAUGUGCUGUACCAAAAGCCUCCACGGGGCGCGGGUCAAAUGGCCGGUGACUACGAGCCCGGGGUGUACCAGCGCGAUGUGGUGCGUUUGCGCAUAGUGCGCGCGCAGCAGCUCGAACAGAUCCAGACACUCCGCGCCGAGAUCCAAGCUCUGCGUCUAAAGCCGUUGUCUCCGCGCCCGCCUCUGCCGUCCGGCGACCCGCCGCCGGAUAGACGGGAACAAAUCUACCUGUUCAUGGCGCCCCGAUCUAUAGCCACGCCCAGGAAGAAGUACUUCCCCAUAGACAUAUCGACCGCAUCAGCUGAUGCCCCCUACGACGUGAACAUCAUGAAGCUGCUUUACGACGCGCUGGACACGCUUCACGCGUCCAGAGACGACGCCACGCAGCUGAUGCGGGACCUGACUGCUGUGCUGCCCGAAGUGCUGUCAGGAGCCAAAUCUCGCUACGAAGUGGUGGACAUGAUGGUGAAGAAAUGGCUUUCGAAACAUGGAGGCGACCCCAGCCAGUACAAGAAGCAGGUCCGGGCCUACGACACCCUCGCCGCGUUGGCUGACAAACUGCUGCGGCAACAUGUAGAGACGUUAGAAGGCAGUGGCGGUCACGAAGUGAUGGGCCAGCUCGAAGACGCGCUGAAAGACGUCUCGGGGAAACAACAGCCGUUGCGGCAACGGCUCGGGCCUGCGCUAGCCGCGCUGUUGCUUACAACUGAUAUCGCUGAUAUAGCUACUAAUGAAACCAUGGCUUCCCUCGUCAACGCUCUGACGGAAGACGGUCAACCGCUCACCGCGACGUCCAUAGACCAGAUACAAAUACAUGAAGUGGUUGCGGAUAUCAAAGAUUGCGGCGUACAAGCCCCCGAGAAGGAUUUAGAAGGUGUGGUGGAGAUGGCCAGGGAUUGCUUGAAGGCGCAACUUCUCUCGGAACACGAGGCCAAGUUGUUGGACGAGGAAGUCGAGAGGGCGCUGGCAGAAUCACGAUCCCCCAGCGCCACUAGCAGGCCUGGCACCACGGACCGCUCGCACAGCGGCACGGGCACCCGCACGUCGCGCAGCGGGCCCGGCUCGGGAGACCGCAGCGGGCCCGGCUCGGGAGACCGCAGCGCUUCAACCGCAGAGAGCGAACACAGUCUGCGGAGUCACGCGCCGAGUGGCAGCAGCAAGACUAGCAAACGGUCCAAAAUGCCGAGCGGCGAUGCUUCCGAGGCUGAGGAUUCAGAUCAUGGUCAAUUGUAA